AGCAGGAGAAGAUGCUGAGGAUGCGGACCAUGGGGUGGGCGCGCGCCUGGUGCCUGGGCUGCUGUCUCCUCUUGCCGCUCUCGGUAAGCCUGGCGGCCGCCAAGCAACUCCUCCGGUACCGACUGGCCGAGGAGGGCCCAGCAGACGUCCGCAUCGGCAACGUCGCCUCGGACUUGGGCAUCGUGACCGGCUCCGGUGAGGUGACUUUCAGCCUCGAGUCGGGCUCGGAGUACCUGAAGAUCGACAACCUCACCGGCGAGCUGAGUACCAGCGAGCGGCGCAUCGACCGCGAGAAGCUACCCCAGUGUCAGAUGAUCUUCGACGAAAACGAGUGCUUCCUGGACUUCGAGGUGUCGGUGAUCGGGCCCUCGCAGAGCUGGGUGGACCUGUUCGAGGGUCGGGUCAUCGUGCUCGACAUCAACGACAACACGCCCACCUUCCCGUCGCCCGUGCUCACGCUCACGGUGGAGGAGAACCGGCCAGUGGGUACUCUCUACCUGCUGCCUACUGCCACCGACCGUGAUUUUGGCCGCAACGGCAUCGAACGCUACGAGCUGCUCCAGGAGCCCGGGGGCGGCGGCGGCGGCGGCGGCGAGGGCCGGCGCGCCGGGCCUGCAGACAGCGCCCCCUACCCCGGGGGCGGCGGGAACGGCGCGAGCGGCGGCGGCCCCGGUGGUUCCAAGAGGCGGCUGGACGCGCCAGAGGGCGGCGGCGGGACCAGCUCCGGCGGCCGCAGCAGCGUGUUCGAACUGCAGGUGGCCGACACCCCGGAUGGCGAAAAGCAGCCGCAGCUGAUCGUGAAGGGGGCGCUGGACCGCGAACAGCGAGACUCCUACGAGUUGACCCUGCGUGUGCGCGACGGUGGCGACCCGCCUCGCUCCUCCCAGGCCAUCCUGCGGGUGCUCAUCACAGACGUGAACGACAACAGUCCCCGCUUCGAGAAGAGCGUGUACGAGGCUGACCUGGCGGAGAACAGCGCCCCGGGGACCCCCAUCCUGCAGCUGCGUGCCGCCGACCUGGACGUGGGGGUCAACGGGCAGAUCGAGUACGUGUUCGGGGCGGCUACCGAGUCCGUGCGGCGCCUGCUGCGCCUCGACGAGACGUCCGGCUGGCUCAGUGUCCUGCACCGUAUCGACCGCGAGGAAGUGAACCAGCUGCGCUUCACCGUCAUGGCCCGCGACCGCGGGCAGCCCCCCAAGACCGACAAGGCCACGGUGGUCCUUAAUAUCAAGGACGAGAACGACAAUGUGCCGUCCAUUGAAAUCCGCAAGAUCGGGCGUAUCCCACUAAAGGACGGGGUGGCCAACGUGGCCGAGGACGUUCUGGUCGACACUCCCAUCGCCCUGGUACAGGUGUCUGACCGAGACCAAGGCGAGAACGGAGUGGUCACCUGCACCGUGGUGGGCGAUGUGCCCUUCCAACUCAAGCCAGCCAGUGACACAGAGGGUGACCAGAACAAGAAAAAGUACUUCCUGCACACCUCGGCCCCUUUGGACUAUGAGACCACCCGGGAGUUCAACGUGGUCAUAGUGGCGGUGGACUCGGGCAGUCCCAGCCUCUCCAGCAACAACUCCCUGAUUGUCAAGGUGGGAGACACCAAUGACAACCCGCCCGUCUUUGGCCAGUCGGUGGUGGAGGUAUACUUUCCAGAGAACAACAUCCCUGGAGAGAGGGUAGCCACGGUGCUGGCGACAGACGCGGACAGCGGGAAAAACGCUGAAAUCGCCUACUCGCUGGACUCUUCCGUGAUGGGGAUCUUCGCCAUCGACCCCGAUUCCGGGGACAUUCUCGUCAAUACGGUGCUGGACCGCGAGCAGACUGACAGGUAUGAGUUUAAAGUUAACGCCAAAGACAAAGGCAUCCCGGUGCUACAGGGCAGCACCACAGUGAUUGUGCAGGUGGCUGAUAAGAAUGACAAUGACCCUAAGUUUAUGCAGGACGUCUUUACCUUUUAUGUGAAGGAAAAUUUGCAGCCCAACAGUCCCGUGGGAAUGGUCACAGUGAUGGAUGCUGACAAGGGGCGCAAUGCGGAGAUGAGUCUGUACAUAGAGGAGAACAGUAACAUUUUUUCCAUUGAAAAUGACACGGGGACCAUUUACUCCACAAUGUCUUUUGACCGGGAACAUCAGACUACAUACACAUUCAGAGUCAAGGCUGUGGAUGGGGGAGAUCCUCCCAGAUCCGCAACAGCCACAGUCUCUCUCUUUGUGAUGGAUGAGAAUGACAAUGCCCCCACAGUUACCCUUCCCAGAAAUGUUUCCUACACUUUACUGCCACCUUCAAGUAAUGUCAGGACAGUAGUAGCUACGGUGUUGGCAACAGACAGCGAUGAUGGCAUCAAUGCAGACCUUAACUACAGCAUUGCGGGAGGGAAUCCCUUCAAGCUGUUUGAGAUUGAUUCCACCAGUGGUGUGGUUUCCUUAGUGGGCAAACUCACCCAAAAGCAUUAUGGCUUGCACAGAUUGGUGGUGCAAGUGAAUGAUAGUGGGCAGCCUUCCCAGUCUACCACGACUCUGGUGCAUGUGUUUGUCAAUGAAAGUGUUUCUAAUGCAACUGUGAUUGACUCCCAGAUAGCCCGAAGUUUGCACACCCCACUCACCCAGGAUAUAGCCGGUGACCCAAGCUAUGAAAUAAGCAAACAGAGACUCAGUAUUGUCAUUGGGGUUGUGGCUGGAAUUAUGACGGUGAUUCUAAUCAUCUUAAUUGUAGUGAUGGCAAGAUAUUGCCGGUCCAAAAAUAAAAAUGGCUAUGAAGCCGGCAAAAAAGAUCACGAAGACUUUUUUACACCGCAACAGCAUGACAAAUCUAAAAAGCCUAAAAAGGACAAGAGAAACAAAAAAUCUAAGCAGCCUCUCUACAGCAGCAUUGUCACUGUAGAAGCUUCUAAACCAAAUGGACAGAGGUAUGAUAGUGUCAAUGAGAAGCUGUCAGACAGCCCAAGCAUGGGCCGAUACCGAUCAGUUAACGGUGGGCCUGGCAGUCCUGACCUGGCCAGGCAUUACAAAUCUAGUUCCCCAUUGCCUACUGUCCAGCUUCACCCCCAAUCACCAACUGCAGGAAAAAAACACCAGGCCGUACAAGAUCUACCACCAGCUAACACAUUUGUGGGAGCAGGAGACAACAUUUCAAUUGGAUCAGAUCACUGCUCUGAGUACAGCUGUCAAACCAAUAACAAGUACAGCAAACAGAUGCGUCUGCAUCCAUACAUUACUGUGUUUGGCUGAAUUCCACUCUAAUAUGAUGCUCCAUUAUGCACCAUACUCUGAUGACCUUGCUACUUCACAACCUGCUGGAGCCUGCCCUUGGCCGUGGGGUGUCAGCCAAUCACUGCUUGUUCCACUUGUGCAUCUGAUUUUCAAGGUUUUUUGUUUUGUUUGUUUUGUUUUUUUCUCAUUUAAGGAAAAAUAGUAUUGAAAUAAACGUAUAAAAGAAACAGUAUUAAUAAAGAAAUGUGCUACUAAUGGAUGUCUAAGUCACCAGGAAUUCCUUUCUCAGAGUAGUGGUUAGCAGAACUUAACAGUGAAGUCUUUUUAAAAAAAACCCAAAAGCGUAUUUCAACAAUUAUUUUAAGACGCUGGCUUUGUGUAAACCAAGGAAAAUUAAGUCUAUGAAGUCUUUGUCUAUAAUACAUUAAAAAAAUGACUUUGAAUAAAAUCCUAAAUUGAUCAAUAGUUUUAAAGGGUUACGUAAUCAAAGCCUUUUCCAGAUCAGGGAGAUAGGUCUGUCAGAGUGAAGGAUGGUGUCUCCUUUGCAUUGUGUGGGUGUAUUUCUAAAUGCCACUAUGUGUGUUUGCUCCCACACAUGUGUAUACAAGGACUUGGAGCAAUAUUUAUAAAAAAUAUUGUCUGUAAGACAAACUUGAGAGAUUUAUUUUGUGUUCACCACAGGCACUGCCAAUGGACUGGUUUUUCCUUAAUCUUGAAAUACUGACCAAAAUAUCUGUAGAAUUUUUAAGAUUUGUGUUGCUGUUGUUAUUAAAUUCCUUAAGAAAAUUUAGAACCUUUAAGUUAGAUUCACUGAAGUCACUGUAGUCACAUUCAGAAGGAAUAUGUGGCUACCUAUUUUUGUGGACUACAUUUAUCUGAAGGCUAUUCUAUUUGAUGUCAGAUAACAUAAGUUCAAGCAGCUUCUGAGAAUUCAGCACGUUAUAUAUUUUUGAGAAAGCAAGUAGCCGAAUUUUAGUUGUAUAAAUAGUGAUUUGCUAGGUAAGUCAAGAAUUCUCUGCAUGGUCCUUCUAACUCUCUCUCUUUAUAUUUUUAUGUCUCUAUUUGUUAUGUUGUAUGUGUUUAUGUGCUUAAAAAUAAGUGUUCCAUAUGAAAACUUUAAUAAUUUUAUAUUUAUCAUAUCAUCUGCCUUAUUAAAGUUUUCCCCAAGUUUUGAAAUACUAAGAAUUCAAGAUUCUUGAGAAUUUUUUGGUGAAUUAUUGUCAAUAUAAAAGCCCUUUAUGAAAUAUAAAUAAAUACUGGAAGAACAACAUUAAAAUGUGGAGUGAUAGGAAAUGCACGCUAACCCAUGUAAAUCACCAGUGCAUGUAUUUCAGGCUUUUUAUUUUCUUAGCUGUUUAUUUAAUUUUGCAAAAUAGAAAUUUUCAGAAAUAUCACUGAGAAUAUAGUGAAAUUCCUGAAUAAAACCUAAUUUUCAUCAACCUCUCAUUUUGUUUUGAGCACAAGGACCAGUGUAAGAAACGGGUGAAAAAACUUCUUUCCACUUUUGGCUUCUAGGCGAUAUUAUGUUUCCUCAACCCAAGUAGUAAACUUCCUUAGAUAUAUACUUAAACUAAAUCCUGUAACAAAUCACAUCACCUCAAAACACAUUACAGACCAAAAGACCAAAAAAAGCAGUCCAGAAUUUGGGGAUAAAUUAAUC
Molecule: messenger RNA, 4866 nt
Organism: Physeter macrocephalus (sperm whale)
Lineage: Eukaryota; Metazoa; Chordata; Mammalia; Artiodactyla; Physeteridae
Gene: PCDH7
Product: protocadherin 7
Exons: 2
Coding region: 12-3224 (1070 amino acids)
Biological process (GO): homophilic cell-cell adhesion
Cellular component (GO): plasma membrane
Molecular function (GO): calcium ion binding
Source: RefSeq, a predicted model, not a curated record